This is a messenger RNA of Rhododendron vialii, 3275 nucleotides long. Its product is annotated as ankyrin repeat-containing protein ITN1-like. The record is from RefSeq and is a predicted model, not a curated record. NCBI's taxonomy places the organism in Eukaryota, Viridiplantae, Streptophyta, Magnoliopsida, Ericales, Ericaceae. Bases 1041 to 3011 code for a protein of 656 amino acids. Gene Ontology annotation, molecular function: protein binding. The transcript is spliced from 8 exons.
AAUGAUAAGACACUUGAAUUGUGUUUACUUUCUCAAUUUGCCCCUCUCUGGUCUAGGAUAUUUGGCUCUCUUUGGAACUCAGGAAAAUGAAGGAAAGGAAAGAAAAAUUAAAAAAAAUUCUCUUCUUUUAUUUGGUUGGAAAAGAAAGAGAGGAAAAAAAUAUAAGUUUCAAGUUUAGUGAAUAUUAAAUUUUCUUUCUCAUUUUCAUUCUCUUUCUCUUUUCCUUUCUUUAAGUUUUCCUUUCUUUAAGUUCCAAAGGGAAGUUCCAAAGGGAGAGGAAACAACAAAAGCACAAAAGAGUAUUAUUGUAUUGAUUUCUUUGUUGACUUUUCAAAAUGGGAAAAAAAACAAAAAUGGGAGUGUCUUUUUUUUUUGGUACUUAAAAGGGAGUGUCUUGGGAAAAGAAGAGAGUGACAAAAUUAUUGUGGUUGAUUUUUACACUCAUUUUUUUAUAAUUGCAUCCUUUUUUAUUUUUUAGUGAAAAAGAUUGCACAUAAAAAUGCACUAUAAGACAAGAAAAAUGGUGCGAUUAUUUCUUUUUUUUUUUGGUACUUAAAAGGGAGUGUCUUGGGAAAAGAAGAGAGCGCCAAAAUUAUUAGGGUUGAUUUUUACACUCCUUUUUUUAUAAUUGCAUCCUUUUUUGUUUUUUAGUGAAAAAGAUUCCACAUAAAAAUGCACUAUAAGACAAUAAUUUCCUCCUCUCUUUUUCUUUCUCUCUUUCUUCUUUUUCUUUCUUUGUUUUUUUUGACUCAGCUACAUCAUGCCUCCAAGUUACCCAUAUGGAUAUAAAAAGAGAAAAAAAAGAAGCAAAAAGUAAAAGCAUUAGUUCAAUCUUUCAGAGGAGCUGUUGAUAAGUUCUUUUCCUCAUAUAAAAACAAGCAGAAAGCUCUGUUGAAGUCUUGGAAGAUGAAGAAUCUGAAAAUUUGGAGAAUUAUGGAUAUGAAAAUUUUGGUGAAUGAAGAAGAUCAUGAAGAUUUGACUCAACAUCAGCUAGCCCUACCUCAAGACAAGAGCAGUAGUUGUGCACUCAAGUACUGAUCAUGGCUUCUUCAUCAAAUACGCAGGAGAAUGCGGCUGCCACCAGCCGCUCGACACAACCAGUGGACAACUUGGCAGUUACGGAUCAGAGCUGGAGAUACAUACCACUUGUCAAAGCUGUACUUGGAGGGAACUGGGAGAGAGCUAAAAGAUUCUUUGACCAAGAUCAAGGUGCACUCACAGCCUGGGUAACCGAAUUCAGGGAGACAGCUUUGCAUAUAGCAGUUGGCACAGGAAAAGAAAUUCAAUUUGUGGAGAAGUUGGUGGAGCUGAUGCCGGUGGAGGCGCUGGCGCUGACCGACAACCAAGGCCAAACCGCGCUUCAUGCUGCUGCACGGGUCGGCAACACUAAGGCUGCAGAGGUCUUGGUGCAGAAACACCCGCCGCUGCUUUAUAUUCGUCAGAAUGUUGGUUGGUUGCCAAUCCACCAGGCUGCUGUAAAUGCCCAGAGGGAGACCCUUGCAUAUUUGUUGACCGUCACUAAGGAUGAUCCAGUGUCUUUGCCCUUCUCCAACGAUUCUGGUCUUGACUUGAUCAUCUUUGUUAUAUCAUCCAAUUUUUAUGAUAUAGCUUUUAAUUUGGUUGAUCGCUAUCCUCAUUUAGCUACAUUGUGGUCCGGCAAUAGUAGUGCUUUCUCAAGUGCUUUGGCAAGGAUAGCUAAAACUGAGUCUGCAUUCUUAAGUGGGAGUAGCCUCAACUUUUGGCAACGCAUGAUCUACUCUUAUGUUCCUGUGAAGUUGGAGAAGUGCUCUAAAGAACACAAUAUAGGUGACGUUGAGAGUCCACCUAUUAACAUCUCUCAAGCGACACAGGUCCACAAGGACAACCGGGCUCAAUCUUUCGGGGAAGACAACUCCACUUCUGGGCGUACAGUGAGCCAAAAAUUGCAGGCUAUGCUUUGGAAAGUCUUGGAAUUAUCAGUUCCUCAGAUCAAACACAUUCGAGAGCGAAAGCUGGUUCAUCUCCAAGCGCUUCAACUAGUCAAUUCCUUGUGUGAGAAAAUCAAAAGUUUAAACGACAUAGACGCUUACCAUACAAUUGCCAAGACUGCUAUCAUGAUUGCAGCAAAGACAGGGAUUCCCGAGGUCGUAGAGGAGAUUGCUGAAUGGUUUCCCAGUUUAAUCUGGAAAAGAGACUCGGAAAAUCGUAAUGUAUUUCAUCAGGCAAUUAUAUACCGUCACGAAAAUAUUUUCAACCUCAUAUAUCAGAUGAGUGACCACAAAUAUUUUGCCACCAAUUUCCUGGACAAAUUUGGGGACAGUAUGCUGCAUGUGGCUGGACAACUCGCACCUCCAAACAAACUCAAUCUUGUUCCUGGUGCAGCUCUGCAAAUGCAACGUGAGUUACAAUGGCUUAAGGAAGUGGAGAAGUUCUUAUACCCCGGCUAUAGAGAGAUGAAGAAUGCGAAAGAAGAAACUCCUGCAAUGGUGUUUACUAGAGAACACAAGGACUUGGUAGUUGCGGGAGAGAAAUGGAUGAAAGACACUGCAAACUCAUGCACAAUUGCGGCGGCGCUCAUAGCCACUGUGGUAUUCGCAGCUGCAAUCACUGUUCCGGGUGGCAACAAUGGCGACAAUGGCCUCCCAAUUUUCUCCAAACGAAAAGCGUUCAUCGUCUUUGCCGUCUCAGACGCUCUCUCUCUCUUCACGUCCGCCACUUCUCUGCUGAUGUUCUUGUCGAUCCUCACUUCGCGCUACGCAGAGGGCGACUUUCUCUAUGCUCUACCCAAGAGAUUGAUUAUUGGCCUUGUUACCUUGUUCCUGUCUAUAACAGCCAUGAUGGUGGCGUUUAGUUUCACACUCUAUCUUGUGUUUGGACAAAAGAAGGCGUGGACACUAAUUCCAGGGGCUACAUUAGCAUGUCUACCCGUCACUUCUUUUGUGUCCUUACAAUUUCCCCUCCUUGUGGAUGUUAUCUCUUCAACAUAUGGCCCCGGGAUUUUUGGCAAACAGAGUAAUCGACCCUUCUAUUAGUGUGAUCACCAACAAGGUGAAGAAGAAGUCCAAGCACGCCAGGUUUGUAGUCUAAUGGUGUUGGGUAUGUGCUAUUAGGGGUUUAUUUGUUUGGAGCUUGCUUGUUGGAGUAUUUCCUUUGGAUGGUUUUGAUGUUCAAUGUUAGUGCUAUUUAGGGCUUUUAUAUACACAUAGGUAUAUAUACAUAUAUAUUCCUGUAUAUGUACAUCUUAUUUGAUGCUUAUGUCGUUUAUCUGAUGGCAUCAUAUAGCUUUGCUGUCCAAA